GGGGCGCCCCGGCCCUGCUUCCCUGGGGCUAUGGCCAUGGUGACCGGCGGCUGGGGCGGCCCCAGCGGCGACACUAACGGCGUGGACAAGGCGAGCGGCUACCCGCGCGCUGCCGAGGACGACUCGGCCUCGCCCCCCGGUGCAGCCAGCGACGCCGAGCCGGGCGACGAGGAGCGGCCGGGGCUGCAGGUGGACUGCGUGGUGUGCGGGGACAAGUCAAGCGGCAAGCAUUACGGUGUCUUCACCUGCGAGGGCUGCAAGAGCUUUUUCAAGCGGAGCAUCCGCCGCAACCUCAGCUACACCUGCCGGUCCAACCGUGACUGCCAGAUCGACCAGCAUCACCGGAACCAGUGCCAGUAUUGUCGCCUCAAGAAGUGCUUCCGAGUGGGCAUGCGGAAGGAAGCGGUGCAGCGCGGCCGCAUCCCGCACUCGCUACCCGGCACCGUGGCCUCCUCCUCGGGCAGCCCCCCGGGCUCGGCAUUAGCGGCAGCGAGCGGAGACCUCUUCCCUGGGCAGCCAGUGUCCGAGCUGAUCGCGCAGCUGUUGCGUGCCGAGCCCUACCCGGCGGCAGCCGGGCGCUUCGGGGCGGGCGCGGCGGGCGCGUUCGGGACGGGGGGCGGCGCGACAGGCGCGGUGCUGGGCAUCGACAAUGUGUGCGAGCUGGCGGCGCGGCUGCUCUUCAGCACUGUGGAGUGGGCGCGCCACGCACCCUUCUUCCCCGAGCUGCCAGUGGCCGACCAGGUGGCGCUGCUGCGCCUCAGCUGGAGUGAGCUCUUCGUGCUGAACGCUGCACAGGCGGCGCUGCCCCUGCACACGGCGCCGCUGCUGGCUGCUGCCGGUCUGCACGCUGCGCCCAUGGCUGCCGAGCGUGCCGUGGCCUUCAUGGACCAGGUGCGCGCCUUCCAGGAGCAGGUGGACAAGCUGGGCCGCCUGCAAGUUGACUCGGCCGAGUACGGCUGCCUCAAGGCCAUCGCGCUCUUCACGCCGGAUGCCUGUGGCCUCUCAGACCCAGCCCAUGUGGAGAGCCUGCAGGAGAAGGCGCAGGUGGCCCUUACCGAGUACGUGCGGGCCCAGUACCCAUCCCAGCCCCAGCGCUUCGGGCGCCUGCUGCUUCGGCUCCCUGCCCUGCGCGCUGUCCCUGCUUCCCUCAUCUCCCAGCUGUUCUUCAUGCGCCUGGUGGGCAAGACGCCCAUAGAGACACUGAUCCGUGACAUGCUGCUGUCGGGAAGUACCUUCAACUGGCCCUAUGGCUCAGGCCAGUAACCAUGAUGUGGCUGGGUACACCACGGCCAGGUCUACAGACCACAAGGGACAGGGAUGCUGAGACUUUGAGGGGCGUCCCAAGGUAGAGGACCCUGGCUUCAGAACUCCUCAGACUCCUAUUUUUUAAAGACUGUGAAAUGUUUGUCUUCUCUGUUUUUUAAAUGAUCAUGAAACCAAAAAGAGACUGAUCAUCCAGGCCCCAGCCUCAUCCUUCCCAGAAUUCCUGGCCAGGAUGAAGGUGAGGGAUGGAGGGUCCCAUCCGGGGACAGCCUUGUCCCUCAGUGCCCCAAGCAUGAACUUGUGGGAUGGUGGGGUUGGCUUCCUGGUAUGAUGGACAAAGGCCUGGUGUCUGGACUAGAGGGACAGCCAGGCAAGGGUGGUGUGUAUCAGGCAGAUCCUCUGGGCAUGUAAUCCAUGUUGGACACUACAUGAUGACUAAAUCAAGGCCAAUAAUAAAGAUGUUUCCUACCUGUAC
Messenger RNA from Nycticebus coucang (slow loris), 1738 nucleotides. It is a transcript of the gene NR2F6, whose product is annotated as nuclear receptor subfamily 2 group F member 6. Gene Ontology annotation, molecular function: nuclear receptor activity; zinc ion binding; RNA polymerase II cis-regulatory region sequence-specific DNA binding. The transcript is spliced from 4 exons. The coding region runs from base 31 to 1263 and encodes 410 amino acids. Gene Ontology annotation, biological process: cell differentiation; negative regulation of transcription by RNA polymerase II; anatomical structure development. The record is from RefSeq and is a predicted model, not a curated record. Lineage: Eukaryota; Metazoa; Chordata; Mammalia; Primates; Lorisidae.